Micropterus dolomieu (smallmouth bass) is the source of this 5134-nucleotide messenger RNA. It is a transcript of the gene stab1, whose product is annotated as stabilin 1. The transcript has 44 exons. NCBI's taxonomy places the organism in Eukaryota, Metazoa, Chordata, Actinopteri, Centrarchiformes, Centrarchidae. Bases 533 to 5134 code for a protein of 1533 amino acids. The record is from RefSeq and is a predicted model, not a curated record.
GAAUAAAGAGGAAAAGACGUAUCGCCAGCAGUCGCUCCAGCCUCUCUGUCUGCUCUCCGCCUCGUGGGACACUGCGCUGAGAGUUUAUGUUUUAGUUGUAAUGUGUUAGUUGUAGUUAGUUUCCACAUAACAAGGAUUGUUGCCUUCAUGCUUAAAAUGCGCAAAGCAUACUGCUGAUAAUCCCAAAACUGCCUGGAUCCACACUAGUUUUUAUUUUUUGUAUUUUAAAUACUACAGUUUUUGCAUCUGUGAACGUCAGGUUGCUUUGAGUUUUCCUACACCUAUUACUGCAGGAAAAGUCUAUUGUUUUCUAAUAGUUUUGUUUUCCCUGCAGAGAGGAUGUUUCUAUCUAUGUUUUUCCUGUAGCUAGUACAGCAGGUUGUGUUUGAGGUUCAGACUACAUGCGAGAGGAAAAGGCUGAUGUGCAGAUCCAACACAGCCAGAACACAUUCUCUACUGAUUUUGUCAACUGAUUGAGGAGGACGCCUGGUUGGUGGAUUUAUUUUCCUCCCUGGAUGUGACAGUUUUAGCCAUGCUGCUGCUGCUUCCGCUGCUGCUCUGCCUACAAAUGUCACUGCAAGAACAGACAGCUCCUCCUGGUCGGUGUGAUAUCUCACAGGGGGUGGAGAUGCACACCCCCUGCACUUCUUGUGCCGCCCUCGCCACCAGCAGCUGCCCCCACGGCUUCAGCAGAGUGGGCACGACCAACUGCAGUUACGUGGUGCAGAUUGGUGGCAGGGAUAUGGAGUUGAAUGGAUGUCAGCACACCUGUUUGAAGAGGUUCAUGGAGCCGCAUUGCUGCCCACAACACUGGGGCCCUCUUUGUCUCCCCUGUCCCAGCUGGUCAGGGAAGAUCUGUAACUUCCAUGGGACCUGUCUGGAUGGAGAUCUCGGCAACGGGACCUGCGUCUGUGAUGAAGGUUUCUCUGGCUUUGCCUGUCAGGAUUGUAAGAAUGAGAACUUUUUUGGAGAAAAGUGUGACAAAGAAUGUGACUGUGACCAUGGAGUGUGUGAUAAAGGUCCAGAGGGUGAUGGACAGUGUUUGUGUCAGCCACCGUACACCGGGAAACGCUGUGACCAAGUGAGUACGAGAUGCAGUAACUGCAGCCCCUAUUCGUACUGUAAAGGAGAGGGAGACGCUGCCAGCUGUGAAUGUUUGCCAGGACACAGGAGGACGCCACAGGGCAAAUGCACAAGUAUUUGCACAGCGAGGGAUUGUGACGUUAACGCCCAGUGCUCCUUACAGGGGUCAAAGGUUAGCUGCAUCUGUAAGUCCGGCUACCAGGGUGAUGGCAAGAUCUGCGUACCCAUAAACCCUUGCUCUGAGAACAAUGGAGGGUGUCCCAUCAACUCCACCAUUUGUGUCUUCAAAGGACCCAACAAGUCUGUCUGCGAGUGUAUGUUCGGCAUGUCCCCUGUAGGUGGCAGUACUGAGUUUGGUUGUCAGCUGGUCUCUGCCUGCUCAGCGGACACCUGUGAUCCCACAGCUACCUGUCAAACUGAACUGGAUGGACAACCCAGGUGUGUUUGUGAGGCGGGUCAGAUUGGUGAUGGCCAGCGUUGCUAUGGUAACCUGAUGGAGCGGCUGAUCGAGCUUGACAGGAGUGGAAGUCAGAGAGAAAAUCUGACCGGAGCCGUUGCUCUAUUCGAGAAAGGCUGUUCACAGCUGCUGAGUCACAAUGGACCCUUCACAGUUUUCAUUCCUGUGCUGAAAACACCUCUGACUGGUGUUAAUGAGGAGGUGGUGUGUAAGAACCACCUGAUCCUGGGUCAGCACCUCUACAAAGAUCUGGAGAGUCGAGACUUCAGCCUGUACGGCGGAGCCAAGUUGAGAAACAAAGACAACAAGAGGUUCAUCCUGAUGGACGAUCCCAGUAGACUUUACACUGUCAUCCAGGAAGACCUGCCAGCAGCCAAUGGGAUCAUCCACAUCAUCGACCGGCCAAUCACACUUUCUGGAAGGCCUCCUCGUGACGAACAGUUUGCUGAUAAGACGAUAGGUGAGAUUCUGACUAAGGAUGAAAAAUUCAACCGCUUCCUAUCUCUGGUUGAUAACUGCGGGUCGCCCCCUCCCCUGCGGGGCCCGGGACCCCUGACUGUGUUCAUCCCCACCAAUGAGGCUGUGGACCAAGCCAGAGACGGCAGCAUCUUGUACAUGCUGAACGACGCCAAACAUAAACUUCAGGAACUUCUCAGACACCAUGUUUUCUCCCAGGCUGUGCUGACAGUCGACGACUUAGCUACUCUCCCUCAGAUUCAGACAAUGGCCAAUCAGAUCAUCACCAUCACUGUGUCUGACGAUGGUGAGAUCCUAUUGGGUGAGAAAGGCGUCCGUCUGGUGAGCACCAACAUUGUUGCCUCCAAUGGGAUCAUCCAUAUGAUUGACAGGAUUCUGUUCCCACCCUCCAUCCUUCCCAUCCUGCCUCACCGCUGCAACAUCAUCGAGAGCAAGAUCACCAUGGGUCCAUGUGUUCACUGCAGUUACCUAUAUGAGACUCAAUGUCCAGAUGGCAGCACUGAAAUGGACAGGCAUCAGAUCGGCUGCAAUUACGUCACGUCUCCUCUCAGGCCAACACUCAGUUCAGGCUGUGCCAAAUUGUGCAACACCACCCAACAGGUAGCAGAGUGUUGUAAGGGUUUCUACGGGCCGGACUGUAAACCCUGUAUUGGAGGAUUCCAGCAUCCCUGCUACGACAAAGGAACGUGUUCAGACGGUAUCCGUGGCAACGGCUCAUGCAGCUGUCAGUCAGGCUUCAGGGGUGUUGCCUGCCACAUCUGCUCGGAUCCAUCCAAGCAUGGGGAGAAGUGUGACGAAGGUGUUUACAACUCCGGAGCUGUAGCAGAGUGUUGUAAGGGUUUCUACGGGCCGGACUGUAAACCCUGUAUUGGAGGAUUCCAGCAUCCCUGCUACGACAAAGGAACGUGUUCAGACGGUAUCCGUGGCAACGGCUCAUGCAGCUGUCAGUCAGGCUUCAGGGGUGUUGCCUGCCACAUCUGCUCGGAUCCAUCCAAGCAUGGGGAGAAGUGUGACGAAGAGUGUCGCUGUGUCCACGGUGUGUGUGAUAAUCGUCCAGGCAGCGGUGGUGUGUGUCGGAGAGGAUCCUGUAUGGAGGGAUACUCUGGAGAAAACUGUGACAAGACGGCCACGCCCUGCAACUCUGACGGACUGCAGGAACACUGUCACAUCCACGCAUACUGUACACUCACGGGACUGCGUACUACGUGUGUGUGUAGCGAUGGAUAUGAGGGCGAUGGUCACUCCUGUUCUCCGAUCAACCCCUGCCUGAAGAGCAACCGAGGAGGCUGCGACACCAACGCGGAGUGUGUGUAUGUGGGUCCAGGUAACGUGUCAUGUGUGUGUGUUGAGGGUUGGGAAGGUGACGGCAGUGUGUGUGUGGAGAUCAACAACUGUCAGCUGGAGAGUCGAGGUGGUUGCAGCCCCAAUGCUGACUGUACCCACAUUGGACCUGGACAGAGUGAGUGUGUAUGUAAAACAGGCUACAUGGGCAAUGGUAUUGUGUGUGACCUCAUUAACCCCUGCCUCAAGAAGAAUGGAGGCUGCAGUGACCUGGCAAAGUGUGCGCACAGUAAGAACGGAACUCACACCUGUACCUGUCCUGACGGCUAUGCGGGAGACGGAACCAUCUGCUACGGAUCAUUACUGGAUGAGCUGGACAUGAACCCUAAGCUUUAUAGUUUCUACCAACUGACUCAGAGGUACAGUCACUCCUCUGAGGACCUGAGUGGAAACCUCACAUUGUUGGUUCCAUCCAGAGAAGCUCUGAGGAACAUCAGCUUAAAUUGGGACUCGUUCUGGACCAGCCGACACCACCUGCCUCACUUCCUGCGGGCCCACUACCUGCUGGGGAUUUACUCUGUAGAAGAUCUGGACAAACUGGUGGGCAGCAGGCUCCCCACCCUGAACGCUCCCACCUACUGGGAGAUCAGCAACAGCAGCGGGGUGAUCCGCAUUGGAAACGCCUCCAUCCUCACUCGCAACCUGCCUGCUAUCAAUGGCUACAUCCACAUCAUAGACCAGAUUCUGGUCCCACCCCGCUCAGACAUCCCCCCUGAGCCCCCCACCCUGAUGGCCUUCCUGGGCUCCUCUCCUAAGUUCACCCUGUUCAGACAGUACGCUCUGAUGUACAAUCUGUCAGGGGAUCUCAGUGCACUUGAUUUCACCCUCUUGCUGCCAACAGAUGAUGCCAUCAGGCAGCACCUCAGCAGGACUAACUCCUCUCUCCUGGACUCUGAUGUGUUAAAGUACCAUGUGAUUGUCAAGGAGCUGCUCUUCCCUGAUCGCCUUUCUGAUGGCACUUUGAAAAGCACACUGCUAGGCAGUGACUACCAGGUCCAGUUCCACUUAAACAACAACAACGAGACUGCCGUAAACGACGUUCCUCUUGAUGGCAGAUUCAUUGAGACGCAGUAUGGUGUCAUCAUAGUCCUCCCUCAAGUUCUCAAAAUCCACCGCAACAGAUGCAGCAAACAGGUCACCCUGCAGGUCAACGGAAGGUGUUCAGACUGUGAUGGACCACCGCGAUGCCUGUUCAACUACAAACCAGUCAGACAACAGUUUCCGGCCAACAUGCAUCCCAACUGUAAAUACAGGAAGCGAGUCGGAUCCAGAAGGAAGUCGGUGUCAGGCUGUGUCAUCAAAUGUCUUCGGUUAACUACGGAUCAUUCCUGUUGCCCCGGUUAUUACGGCCACGAAUGCUUCAAAUGCCCUGGAGACGUUGGCAGCUGGUGCUCCAAUCACGGGGAGUGUGAGGACGGUAACCAUGGUAAUGGGGAGUGCCGUUGCUUCGAGGGUUUCCAUGGCACGGCGUGCGAGGACUGUGAGCCAGGACGUUACGGCGUCAACUGUACCUCCAUUUUGCUGGUGUCCUUUUUCACUACUGGUAGCAUAAGGAACCUGCAGCCCAUUCAGCACAGUCUAAAGAGCAUGGAGGAGAUACCAGGAGAUGGGCUGUUACACAAGGAGACCUGGAGAGGGCUGUUGAAUGGCAUCAACCCAGCAGCAGGACAGCCCAGCACCGUGCAGUUCAGCUGGCAUUUGCCAGACAACACCAUAAUUGGUGGAUCCGCUGUUGGCGCCUGGAUCUCUUCACGAAUGAGAGCAGGUUCACACUGA